GAAAUGACUGUUUUUUUGAUCCUUUGUCCCCCCUCGCCUCUUCCCUUCCUCCUCCUCCUCCAUAUCCCUUUCUCUGUACUCAAAUCCCUUUGUUUUCUAAUCCAUAUUCAAACCUAGGGUUCAACUUCGGAGCUCCCUUUUUUAAAUUUUUUUUGCCCCAACUUCUUAAAAUAAACAAAAUCCAAAAACAGUUUUUAAAAAUCUUGCGUUCAUUUUUUAUAAUUUUCUUGUUUUCUCUUGCUUCUGUUUCUGUUUUUUCCCUUCUUUUGAUGUGGUUGUGUUCAUGGCUGGUUUAGAUUUAAGCACAGCUUCUCGUUACGUUCAUCAACUCCACCACCGCUCCGACUUGCACCUCCAAAGACAAUCCGAUCAAAAUGAAGAUGACAACAAUAAUAAUAAUAGGGGUGGUGCUCAGUUUUCCGGUGAUCACCACGAUGAGAGCGGCGGUGGCCACCACCAGGGUCUCGAACUAGUCUCCGCCACCGCCAACCCGGGCGAUAUCGUGGCUCGCCGACCUAGAGGCCGACCAGCAGGGUCCAAAAACAAGCCUAAACCUCCGGUAAUUAUCACUAGAGAGAGUGCAAACACUCUCCGAGCUCAUAUUCUUGAAGUUGGAAAUGGAUGCGAUAUAUUUGACUGUGUUGCCACGUACGCGCGCCGCCGGCAGCGCGGGAUCUGCAUUCUGAGCGGCAGCGGCACGGUGACCAAUGUCAGUUUAAGGCAGCCGGCGGCGGCGGGGGCGGUGGUGACACUUCAUGGGAGGUUCGAGAUUUUGUCGCUUUCGGGGUCUUUUUUGCCGCCACCGGCCCCACCGGGGGCGACGAGUUUGACGAUAUUUUUGGCAGGAGGACAAGGUCAGGUGGUCGGAGGGAACGUGGUGGGGGAGCUCGUGGCGGCGGGCCCGGUGAUUGUGAUUGCUUCUUCUUUUACUAAUGUUGCUUAUGAGAGACUGCCGUUGGAUGAGGAGGAGGCGGCGCUUCAGAUGCAGCCGCCGGUUUCGCAAGGUUCCGGUGGCGGGGAUGGUGGCAGAUCUGGUGGUGGCGGUGGCGGUGUUAGUAGUAAUCCAUUUCCUGAUCCUUCUUCUGGGCUUCCUUUUUUCAAUUUGCCACUCAAUAUGCCUAAUUGCCAGUUGCCGGUGGACGGUUGGGUUGGAAAUUCAGCUAGCCGUCUACCGUUCUGACAAAUAAGUACUAAUGAGUGGUUUAUGAAUUCUAUGUCGCGAUCUUCAACUUGGUGGGAAGAAAUUAUGGGUCUGUUGAAGCCAAUCCAAUUGGGUGCAAUAGGGUUUCUUGAAUCAUAAAAGCUCAGCAAAUUACUGUUACUGGUACUACUACUAAUCACCAUGAUCAUGGAUCUUCUUGUCUCUUCUUUCUCUCUCAUCUUUUGUUGUUGUUGGAUUUGCUUUUUAAUUUUCUUUUUUUUUAAUCUUCUUGGGUUUUUUGUAUCUUUGAUUUGUGGAAAUAGUCUUCUUUGUUGUUCUUCAUGGAACUAUCUCCUUGUUAAGGAAAUGGUUUGAGAAUUCAGCUUUUGGGUUCACUCCUCACUAUUGUUUCACACUUAAACAUUUCAAUUAGCUCUCUUAGUAGAUAGUGAUAGUGUUACUUCUGUGAAUCAUUAUCACUUGUUAGUAAAUCCUGUGGGAUUUGGAAA
This is a messenger RNA of Camellia sinensis, 1650 nucleotides long. Its product is annotated as AT-hook motif nuclear-localized protein 21. Lineage: Eukaryota; Viridiplantae; Streptophyta; Magnoliopsida; Ericales; Theaceae. The record is from RefSeq and is a predicted model, not a curated record. Gene Ontology annotation, cellular component: nucleus. Gene Ontology annotation, molecular function: minor groove of adenine-thymine-rich DNA binding; DNA-binding transcription factor activity.